Molecule: messenger RNA, 5941 nt
Organism: Danio rerio (zebrafish)
Lineage: Eukaryota; Metazoa; Chordata; Actinopteri; Cypriniformes; Danionidae
Source: RefSeq, a predicted model, not a curated record
CAACUACGGGCGCAUUUUCUCACCAUUCAUCUGCUCAGCGCUAUCAGAAAGAGGAGAUUCCAGCUCACGGGAUUAUGAAAUAACCACAGAAAAGGAUAUUAUAUCAAACACUGUUUCUUUUUUGGGGGGUCAGUUACGCGAGCACUUCGUAGGGGUGUUCUUCUUUCAUCUUUCUGAUAACUGGAUUAAUUUGAAUCAUGAGUUUCAUAUUUCUCGUUCCGUUUACGCGAAGGAAUGAUUAAUAAGUGACCUGAUCUUUCGCGCAAGACCACUUUUUUAACUAUAGGACUAUGGCCAAAAACAUUACAGACGUCUCGAGGGAUGAUUUAAGCAAGGUGUCGGAUGAGGAACUGCAGAAAUGUAGCAAAGAGGAGUUGCUGAGGAGACUCCGAAAAGUGGACGCCGAAAAGAUGAACUUAAUGCUGGAGCACGGCAACAUGAUGAAGGACGUCAACCGGAGAUUGCAACUGCAUCUGCACGAAAUAAGGAGCUUGAAGGAGGUCAACCAGAAGCUACAAGAGGACAACCAGGAGCUCAGGGAACUGUGCUGCUUCUUGGACGAUGAUCGGCAGAAAGGGAAGAAGCUGUCCAGGGAAUGGCAGAGGUUUGGGAGAUACACUGCCAGCGUGAUGUGGAAGGAGGUCGGCGUGUUUCAGCAAAAACUGAAAGAGCUGGAGAGCAAUCAGGACAGUGUGAUGAGGGAGAACUUGGAGCUCAAGGAGAUCAUCAUCAUGUUGGACGAUGAGAGGAACGGAGCCGGAUCCAGAAGCUCCAUAGACAGUCAGUCGAGUCUGAGCAAUCUGAAUGGUGGUUCUGCCACUGUCAGGGAUGUUGGGGAUGGAAGCAGUACAUCUAGUACAGGCAGUGCUGGAAGCCCUGAUCACCACCACAGUCAUAUUCACAAGCCCACUGAGGGAAAGAUCACGUCUAUUAGGAGGUCUAUGGAUGAUUUAUCGACUAACCAUCUUCUUAGAAACAUACCGAAUGGGCUGAAUGACUCAUCAUCAAAUUACAUCCGCCAACUGGAGACCAAAGUGCGGAUUUUAGAGGAUGACAACAAGCAAUUGUUAUCUCAGGGCAGUGUAGGAGACCUGAAGACGCUCCGGAAAGGUCUUUCUCUGUAUCACUCGGAGUCUCAGCUCUCCUCGCUCUCACAGUUUCAGGACACCUUACAAAACGGGUCUAUACGGAUUGCUGGAGGUGAUCUGGCGCCCACCGUAACAGGAUACCUGCCUGCAGCACAGAAACCUGAGGCUGUUGUACAUGCCAUGAAAGUAUUAGAAGUGCAUGAGAACCUGGACAGGAAGAUCCCAGAGGACUAUGAGGAGGAUCUGAGCGAGAAAGAGAAAGCCAUUGUCAGAGAGAUGUGUAACGUGGUGUGGCGUAAACUGGGCGAUGCAGCAGGAACCAAGCCCUCCAUCCGCCAACAUCUUUCUGGAAACCAGUUCAAAGGCCCUUUGUAGCUCCAUGCCAGUGAGCGGCAGAGCCUCCAGCAAACCAACUAAUCUGUGAAAAUGACCACAGUCUCAGAUCUGGGCAACUUCACUUCUACUGCCAGCUUCUCUCAGCCUAUGGCGUUCAUUCAUUCCAGAUAUUUCACACCUGUUACCUACAACACCAGGUUUAAUAUAUAUCCCGGACUCACAAUUAGUAAAAGCUAAAUCGUAGCUCUAUUUAUGUGCAUACCAUCCAAGUAUUCAUAAGAGGCAGCUUAAUGGAUUCGUUUCUCAUUCCUUAUAUUGGAAUAAAAGCACACAGCUAAAUGGAGACACUGCAAGAUUACAACCUUAGUUUCCACUCCUGAAAGCUUUCUCACUUUAGCACAAGACCGUUCCAUGUUAUUAUUAAAUGAUUUUUCAUUGAGCCUUUACAGUACCGUUCAAAGGUUUGAGUUGUGAGAUUUAAAAUAAUAAUAAUGUAAUGACAAAUAAAAUAACAAAAAAUAAAAAUAAUAAAUACUAAUAAAAAAAUAAUAAAAUAAUAAUAAUAAAAAGUGAAUAAUUAAAUGUAGCAUUGAUUGGUCAAAAUAGAAUGAAAUGCUAAUAUUAUGUAAUAUUAUAUAUUUAAAAAAAAAACUUAAUUAAAAAGUAAAACACAAGGAUGAUUGUUUUGGGGAUCCGUGUGAUCUAAAAAAUGGCAUGAAGGUUUAGUAAAACAGGAUUUAAAGGGGAACUGUUAUGCAAAAAUCACUUUUAUAUAAGUUUUAACACAGUUGUGUGGCAACAGUCUGUGAAUAUAAGGCAGCUUCUACUGGUACAAAUUGGUUAAUUUAGUUUUGUUUAGAAUCGCACGUUAUAAAAACAGUCUGCAGAAACACUUUGAUUGACAUUCUGCCUUUGUACGUGUCAUCAGACAGGGAAAGUACUGCCUACUAUUAGCGAUCUCUCCCUUAUUAGCACUGGACAUUAUUCUUGUUUUGAAUCUGCCACUAUUCUGACACAUAGGCAUUUAUAGCUCCACCUUCUUUUGAGAAGACACAAUCUCAUAUGAAUUUAAAGUGACAGUCCCUAAAAUGACACAAUUCGUAUCAGAGCCUAAAAGGGUCAGUUUCAAAGAGUUAAAAACAUUAUUUGUGGGGUAUUUUGAGCAAAAACUUCACAUACGCACUCAUGAGGACAUCAGCAUCUAAUGGUACAAAUUGAAUAAUUACAUUUUUAUUAUCACACUUGAUAAUACAGUCUGCAGAAACACUUUGAUUGACAUUCUCCCUUUGUACGUGUCACCAGAGGGGGCAUGUCCCACCCAUUAGUGAUGAUCUCUGCCUUAUUUGCAUAAUAUGUUAGUCUUGUUUUUGACUCUGCUACUAUUCUGAUAGAUUGGCAUUUAUAGAUCUGCCCUCUUUUUAAAAGUGGACUAGGGCCACAAUCUCAUUUGAAUUUAAAGUGACAGUCACCAAAAUGGCACAAUUAGGAUCAAAGCCUAAAAGGGUCAGUUUCAAAGAGUUAAAAACAUGAUUUGUGAGGUAUUUUGAGCUGAAACUUCACAUACACACUCUAGGGACAUCAGACUUAUUUUACAUCUUGUAAAAUAGGGCGUAAUAGGUCCCCUUUAAAAAAAAAAAAAGAAAGAUUUAGCAUCACGUGUUUAACUUUUGAUCAAUUUGCUAACAAAAAAGUCUUACUAAACCCAAACCUAUGAACGGUUAUAUACUGUACAGUGUUUUGUUAGAACCACUCAAACCAAAAGAUUUCGUUUAUCAUAAUAAUUAUACAAUUGCCAGACAUUAGAUAGUUUUAUUUUCUUAUCAAUGCUGUUUUCCUGAGCUUAAUGUUCAUUUUCAAUCAUUCAUAUGAUAAAUAAGAUAUAAAGCAGUAAACUUGUACAAGAAAAAUAAAGAAGCAGCUUUUUAAACAGUUCAUAAAUUCAAAAAACAAAUGACUGCACACCUAAUAUUCUAGAGAUCUUUGCAGGCCAGCUCAUAAGUAUAAGCUUCUAAAAAGUAUUUUUCUGAACAUUAAUUAUAAAUGCCAGCUCAAAUUUCAAAGUUUGAUACUAAAAGUACUUUAAGCUGUAAACUGACAAUCGUGAUUAACUGAAGCUGCUGUUAAACAUUUGUUUAUGUCUGUUAAAUGAUAGCAGAUCAAGUCAAAAUUCAAUAGCAGUGUCUUAUAAUACGUCCCAGUGGAGUGCUUCCGAUUGCAUAUGAGACCUUUGUGGUGUCAUAAUAUGAUUGAAAGGACUGUUAAAGCUUUUUUUUUUUUAGAUCUACAGAUUGAGUGAACUGUAAAGAACUGGACCGCAGUUUCAGGUUGUAGAUACUGAAUAGGUGCAAUAGAGAAACUGCACCGGAUGAAUGGAGGUAUGAAAGUGUUGUGUGUGUUUUUCUGUUCAGUCUGGAAUAACAGAUGAUAUUCAUCAAGUUUAAAGGGACAGUUCACCCAAAUAUGAACAUGUGCUGGUGAUUUACUCAUCCUCAGAGCAAUCAAGAUGAAUAUUAUGAAUAUUAGAAAAGAUUUGAAGCCAGUCAUUGGUGAUAAACAAAAUGCAAGUCAAAAGCUAAAUAUACAGGCAUAACGAAAUUAAUACCAUAACUCCUGACUAAACAUUGAGAAGCAAAACAAUCGACCUGUGCAAGAAACUGAACAUUAUUUAUAACAUUAUUACCUUUUACUCACAUGUAUUAAUUUAAAACACAUGUAUACUCUUUAAAAUGCCAGUAUCUUAUACCAGUUUCUCAGCAUUUUAUGAAUAACCAAGGACCACAGUUUCAGGAUUCAAAAAAAGGGUUUAAUUUUCUAAUGAAUAAUAAUAAUAACAACAACAACAAUAAUAAUAAUAAUAAUAAUAAUAAUAAUAAUAAUUUUAAAAAAAGUCAUAGGUACAUGUAUAGACAAACUUUUUAGCCCUCCUGUGAAAAUGUUAUACUGUUACAAAUAUUUCCCAAGUGCUAUUCAACAAAGCAAAGAUAUUUUAACAUUAUUUCCUUUUCACCUUAUUCACCAGGCACAUCCAUUUGAAUCUUUUUGGCUUGAGACUUCUGUUCUUAUUCACUUCCAUUAAUUUUUAGAUGUUAAAAACAGAUUGUUCUGCUGCUUGAUGUUGCAAACUGAUCUUGAUUAAGAAUACCCGUAUCUUGCAAAACAACUAUAGCAAAGACUACAGAAAUUAGUCACAAGCAAUUACUUAUUUAAACUAUUAUGUUGAUUAAUAACCUCUCUGCUAAACAAAAGUACAAAUUCACAGGAGGGUGAAUCAUUAUGUCUUCAACUGUGUCCUGAAGAUGAGAAAAUCAAAAAUAAAUGUCAUUUUUAGGUGAACUAUCCCUUUAACGUAUAUACUGAAUAAAAUUCAAGCAAACUGGACUAGAAACUGGAUAAAGGAUGGGUUAUUAAUAAUGAGCUCAUUUUGCUUCAUUUUGUGUAAAAUGUCUAAUUCAGCUAUAGUUCAUGAGAAUCAUUGGGCAAUAUUUUGUCUGUUUUGUAUGUGUGUGUACGUGCUGUACAUGGCAUAGCGAAGUCUUAUGAAUGAAAGGGCAGUAAAAGAGGUGUCUUUUGAGUUUUGUGUGUUCUAAUUCAGAUCCUUUAUCUGCGGACACAAGAACUGCCUCAAAAGAUGCUUGCUGCAUUCCCACAAAAGCUCUUAUUUUUCAAAACCACUGACCCGAUAAGCCAUAAUUUUGUAUUGUUCGUUUAAAUCAAAGCUCUUUCGAGCAUCUCUGAAAUCCCUCAGCUGAUCUAGUUAUUUUUGUAUUAAAGCUGUGCGGAUUUUUUUUGAAAACUAGAUGUUUAUGAGAGCAGUGCUGGAUUGAAAUCACAUCCGGAUGGUUUUGUUCACACUGGAUGCAGCAGGCCACUUUUGGUGGUGUGUGUUUUUUAUUUUUGUUUUGUGCGGGAACAAAAUGAGCAGCAAACAUUUCAAUAAGUACAUCAGAAAAUGUCAUAUUUUUUUUAAUAGUAAGAAUAUGCUUUGAAUUUGGGUCAGUAUCGCAGUAUGUGCUGUUAACAACAGUGAAUAUUGUCUCGGUUAAACUGUGAAGUGUUUAUUGUGAACACAAACCCGGAAAUAAUCAUUUAUUCAAACUAUUUUUUUGAAACUCAUUUAAAAGUGUCCUUUACAAAGAGAUCUCGUCUUCGCAACUACUGACUUUUAUUUUGUAUUUAAGUUUAAAGCACACCAGAAUCUGAAAUGCUGACGUUUGGCUGUUUUCUUUUUCUUUUUUCAAAUGCACUGCUUCUUUUGCGAGUGAGGAUUUGAUGUUUGGAUGUCCUGUGUAGCUCAUCUGUAUGUGAAACAAUGAAGUUGUGUUCUAGGACAGGACAAUUCAGCGCCGUGUAAAUAACUACUCUUACUGUAGAAUACCUGUAACUAGCAUGCCUUUAUAUAUUUUUUAUUAAGCUGUAUGUAGCUGAGAAUGGACCUGUAUUUUAGCUAAUAAUAUUCUAAAUAAUUUGCGAAUAACCCUCUUGUAGAUUUGAAAUAAAACAAAGAAUCCUUCUCUUUG